This is a messenger RNA of Lagenorhynchus albirostris (white-beaked dolphin), 2596 nucleotides long. RefSeq names its product solute carrier family 4 member 1 adaptor protein (gene SLC4A1AP). Lineage: Eukaryota; Metazoa; Chordata; Mammalia; Artiodactyla; Delphinidae. The transcript has 14 exons. Bases 86 to 2323 code for a protein of 745 amino acids. Gene Ontology annotation, molecular function: protein binding; mRNA binding. The record is from RefSeq and is a predicted model, not a curated record.
CUGGGGAGAGGGAGGCGUGGAGAGGAAUGUAGAGACCGAGGGGGUGAGGUUUCCCUGGAACAGAUUUCGACGCUGCACGCGCUUGAUGAUGGCUGCUGGUCCCUCUCAGUCCGAGCCGCUGGCUUCGCAGGAACUCAAUGGCGACUUCAAGAAGCCAGGCUUGCCCUUGCUCCCGGCGGUGCGGGGCAAAGCCCCGGCCACCAAUCCUUCAAACCCUGAGGAGGUAAUGAAGGAAGGGCCCACGGCGCUGCCGGACUCCGAUUCCGCGGAGCCUGAAGACCCGCCAGCCCUGCUGGACAGCGGAGAGACUAGGGGUCCAGCGGAGGAGCAGCCACGGCCCCCCACAGUGGCUCCUUCCCCUGACGGCCCGGCCCGGGCUCCUCCUUACCGAGAGCCUCCGUGGGGCGGCCCCGCCACGGCCCCCUACAGCCUAGAAACACUGAAGGGCGGCACCAUCCUUGGCACCCGGAGUUUGAAAGGGAUGAGUUGCUGUCUUUUCGGGAGGCUCGCUAGCUGCGACGUGUGCCUGGAGCAUCCUUCUGUGUCUCGCUACCACGCUGUGCUGCAGCACAGGGUGUCCGGUCCCGAGGCAGAAUGCGACGGCCACGGGCCUGGCUUCUACCUCUACGAUUUGGGAAGCACCCAUGGCACUUUUCUUAACAAAACCCGCAUCCCCCCCCGCACCUAUUGUCGGGUCCACGUCGGGCAUGUCCUUCGCUUUGGAGGCAGCACCCGGCUCUUUCUUUUUCAGGGACCAGAGGAAGACCGAGAGGCAGAAUCUGAGUUGACAGUAACGCAAUUGAAGGAAUUGCGCAAGCAGCAACAAAUGAUGUUGGAAAAGAAGAUGCUGGGAGAAGACUCAGAUGAAGAAGAGGAAACGGAUACAGCUGAAAGAAAGAGAAAUACUAGUAGUCAAGAUGAUGAAAUGGGCUGCACCUGGGGAAUGGGAGAAGAUGCUGUAGAGGAUGAGGCUGAAGAGAACCCCAUUGUCUUAGAGUUUCAGCAGGAAAGAGAGGCCUUUUAUAUAAAGGAUCCAAAAAAGGCUCUCCAAGGUUUUUUUGACCGAGAAGGAGAAGAAUUAGAAUAUGAAUUUGAUGAACAGGGUCAUAGCACUUGGCUUUGCAGGGUGAGAUUACCUGUGGAUGAUUCAACUGGAAAACAGCUAGUGGCUGAGGCUAUUCACUCAGGAAAGAAAAAAGAGGCAAUGAUCCAGUGCUCACUGGAAGCUUGUCGAAUCCUUGAUACUUUGGGAUUGCUGCGUCAGGAGGCAGUAUCUCGGAAAAGGAAAGCCAAGAACUGGGAAGAUGAAGACUUUUAUGAUAGUGAUGAUGACACGUUUCUUGAUCGGACUGGCCUGGUUGAAAAGAAGCGUCUGAACCGAAUGAAGAAGGCUGGGAAGAUUGAUGAGAAGCCAGAGACCUUCGAAUCAUUGGUUGCAAAGUUAAAUGAUGCUGAAAAGGAACUCUCUGAAAUUUCUGAGAGACUGAAAGCCUCCGGCACAGCUCUAUCAGAGUCACCAUCUCAGGACUCUUUAGACGCGUUCAUGUCAGAAAUGAAAUCAGGGAAUGCAUUAGAUGGUGUGUCCCGGAAGAAACUUCACCUGAGAACUUUUGAACUGAGAAAAGAACAGCAGAGACUUAAAGGGUUGAUAAAAAUUGUAAAGCCAGCAGAGAUCCCAGAACUAAAAAAAACUGAAAUUCAGGCUACAGAUGGAGAAAACAAAGCUAAAAAGCUUACACUGCCUCUCUUUGGUGCCAUGAAAGGAGGAAGCAAAUUCAAAUUAAAAACUGGAACAAUAGGGAAGUUACCCCCCAAGCGUCCAGAACUCCCUCCAACUCUAAUGAGAAUGAAGGAUGAGCCUGAAGUAGAAGAGGAGGAGGAGGAGGAGGAGGAGGAAGAGCAGGAGGAGAAAGAAAAGGAGGAGCAUGAAAAGAAGAAAAUGGAGGCGGGGAGCAGUAGGCUGCAGCAGGAGAUAGAGCCAGAAGGAGCAGUGCAGGAAACAGGUCCUCCCACAGAUUUCACAUGUCCUAAAGAAACAAAAAAUCAUGAAAACAUGUCUCAACUCAGCCAAGUGGAACAGAAUAAAGGUUACCAAGAGAUUAGUGAGACAGCUGCAUCGUGUGAGGAACCCUCAGCAUCAAAGAAUGAAUAUGAGAAAAGAAGAGAUGAAUUGAAGAAAAAGAAAGCUCCUGGUCUAGGCAAACUUCCACUGACACUUUCCUCCAACUAUCCAGAAGAUGAUCCAGAUUACUGUGUGUGGGUCCCACCUGAAGGCCAAAGUGGAGAUGGCAGGACCCAUCUUAAUGAUAAGUAUGGCUAUUGAUUGCUUCCGAAUCCUAAAGGAAGACCUUGUGGACCAUGUGACAUGGGAUAUUUAGGAUAAUAUAUCAAGUUGAAUGUCCAGAGAAGGAGUUCAGAUGAUCAUUUGUAAAAUCUGGUGACUGGCCUUUUCUUCUGUGCUCUUGGCUUCCUAAAUUUAUCUACCCAUCUGAUUCUUUUGAAUUUGCUAUUUAUGUUUAAAAGUGUUUGUGUAUGUAUGUAAAAAGGAACCGUAUAUUUUGAGAAUUAGUAAAGUGAGAGACAUGACUCUGUUAAA